GAAGCCUCAAUUGACAUGCCAAUUCAAUAUUUUCCUCCUCCCCCUGGUUAUAAUUCCCCCGAACAGGUUCAUAUAACACAAGGAGAUCAUAUAGGAAGAAGUGUGAUUGUUUCAUGGGUAACACCACUAGAAAGCCAAUCAAAUUAUGUCACCUUUUGGGAAGAAGGGGCCAACACCAAGCAUCAUCAUCACAAACACAAAGCUCAUGCUAAAACCACAUCUUAUAAAUACUAUAAUUAUACUUCAGGUUAUAUUCAUCAUGCCACAAUCAAACGACUAAAGUAUAAUGUGACAUACAUAUAUCAACUGGGAGAACAUAAUUCUACUCGAACAUUCUCCUUCACUACUCCGCCAAAAGUUGGACCAGAUGUUCCUUACACAUUUGGCAUUAUUGGGGAUUUGGGGCAAACUUUUGACUCAAAUCAAACGUUGGAGCAUUCUUUGUCGAAUCCAAAAGGCCAAGCUAUGUUGUUUGUUGGUGAUUUAUCAUAUGCAGAUCAUUACCCUUUUCAUGACAACGUGAGAUGGGAUACAUUUGGCCGUUUUAUUGAGAAGAGUGCUGCCUAUCAACCUUGGAUUACUGCUGCUGGCAAUCAUGAACUUGAUUUUGCUCCUGAGAUUGGUGAAAAUACUCCGUUCAAGCCAUACACACAUAGGUAUCAUGUACCCUACAAGGCAUCUCAGAGUACAUCUCCUCUGUGGUAUUCAAUCAAACGUGCAUCGACUUAUAUAAUAGUCCUAUCCUCUUAUUCAGCCUAUGGUAAAUAUACUCCACAAUAUAGUUGGCUUGAACAAGAAUUCGCCAAGGUUAACAGAACUGAAACUCCGUGGCUAAUCGUUCUGCUUCACUCUCCAUGGUAUAACAGCAACAACUAUCAUUACAUGGAAGGUGAAAGCAUGAGAGUGAUGUUCGAGUCCUGGUUUGUUCAGAACAAGGUUGACAUGGUGUUUGCAGGACAUGUUCAUUCUUAUGAACGCUCGGAACGAGUAUCAAAUGUUAUGUACAACAUCACAAAUGGACAGAGUACGCCAAUUGAAGAUCCUUCCGCUCCUAUAUACAUAACAAUUGGGGAUGGUGGAAAUAUUGAAGGCAUUGCUAACAAUUUUACAGAACCACAGCCGAGCUACUCAGCUUAUCGUGAAGCUAGUUUUGGGCACGCGGUUCUUGAAAUUAAGAACAGGACUCACGCCUAUUAUACUUGGCAUCGUAACCAAGACAGUGAACGAGUUGCAGCAGAUUCUUUGUGGAUUUACAAUAGACACUGGUAUCCUAAAAAGGAAUCCAGCUCUAUGGCUUGA
Messenger RNA from Solanum pennellii, 1299 nucleotides. RefSeq names its product purple acid phosphatase 6-like. Gene Ontology annotation, molecular function: acid phosphatase activity; metal ion binding. The record is from RefSeq and is a predicted model, not a curated record. NCBI's taxonomy places the organism in Eukaryota, Viridiplantae, Streptophyta, Magnoliopsida, Solanales, Solanaceae. The coding region runs from base 16 to 1299 and encodes 427 amino acids. The transcript is spliced from 8 exons.